AUGAAAGAGAAAAAAAAGGUUUCCUUUGCCAAAGAUCUAAAGCUGAUGAUGUACGGUUUUGGUGACGCCAUAAUACCGCGAAAUGAUACGAUAGAAGUGCUCCAUGAUUAUCUUCAGGGCUAUCUCAAGAACUUGUUGAUCAAAACACAAAACAUGGCGAAAAUAAAGGGAAAGACGAAAACAGAUGAUUUGCUGUACAUUCUGAAGAAGGAUAGAAGAAAAUACAUGAGAGUUAAGGACUUGUUACUGACCAAUGAGGAGUUAAAGAAUGCUAGAAAGGCAUUUGAUUUUGAGGACUACGAAAAGGAAUAA
Vavraia culicis subsp. floridensis is the source of this 312-nucleotide messenger RNA. RefSeq lists its product as uncharacterized. Gene Ontology annotation, biological process: transcription by RNA polymerase II. Bases 1 to 312 code for a protein of 103 amino acids. Gene Ontology annotation, molecular function: protein heterodimerization activity. The transcript has a single exon. Lineage: Eukaryota; Fungi; Microsporidia; Pleistophoridae. The record is from RefSeq and is a predicted model, not a curated record.